Messenger RNA from Tricharina praecox, 496 nucleotides. RefSeq lists its product as uncharacterized. The record is from RefSeq and is a predicted model, not a curated record. The coding region runs from base 1 to 348 and encodes 115 amino acids. The transcript is spliced from 2 exons. NCBI's taxonomy places the organism in Eukaryota, Fungi, Ascomycota, Pezizomycetes, Pezizales, Pyronemataceae.
AUGGACGGAUUGAAUGUAGAGCUGCAGCGCAGGUCAUUCGAGGACAGCCUGAGCGAGGACAGCCUGAGUGAGGAGGACAGCUUGAGCGAGGACAGCUUGAGCGAGGAGGACAGCUUGAGCGAGGAGGACAGCCCGAGCGAGGACAGCCUGAGCGAGGACAGCCUGAGCGAGAAGGACAGCUUGAGCGAGGACAGCCUGGGCGAGAAGGACAGCUUGAGCGAGGACAGCCUGGGCGAGGAGGACAGCUUGAGCGGGGACAGCCUGAGCGAGAAGGACAGCUUGAGCGAGGAGGACAGCUUGAGCGAGGACAGUCUGAGCGAGGACACUGAUUAUGUUGGCCCAGAUUGAAUGUGUCUGGAUUCUCUGGUUGGACAGCCCCGGAUGCUUUGGUUGUUUUGAUCGUGAAGCUCCGGUUGUUUUGAUCGUGAAGCUCCGGAUCUAUUGCUGCUGUCCUCCCAACGGACUGAGAAUUUACGCUGGCUUAAGUGCUUUCCUC